CGCUUUCCUCAUUUCUUCACUUCUCUUCUCUUUCAAUUCUCUCUCUCUCUCUCUCUCUCUCUCUCUCUCUCUCUCUCUCUAAUACUGAAUACUGAUUCAAAUAAUUCAAAAAAUUGAAGAAUGUUGCAGCUACUCUACACUGCAAUUUUCAUCGAAAUGCUUUUGAUUCUAACCCUAGUUUUCAAAACCCCAUUAAGAAAACUAGUCAUAGUUUCUUUGGAUCGAGUCAAACGAGGUCGUGGACCAAUCGUUGUAACAACCGUUGGUGCAACGUUAGUUGUUGUGCUUUCUUCUAGUCUCUAUAGUAUGGCUAAGAUCCAGCAACGUACAAUUGAAGCUGGUAUAAUUAAUCCAACUGAUCAAGUUCUUAUGUCUAAACACAUGCUCGAAGCUUCUUUAAUGGGUUUCAUGCUGUUCCUCUCUCUAAUGAUUGAUAGAUUGCACCACUACAUAAGAGAGCUUCGUUUACUCAGGAAGACCAUGGAAGCUGUUAAGAAACAAACCCGAAGUUUUGAGGACGGUAAAAACGGAAACACAGAGGAGCAAAAAGCAUUGGCCGAAGAAAUUACCACAUUGAAGUCUAAAGUUAAGAUGCUUGAAUCUGAAUGUGAGUCAAAAGGAAAUAAGGAAAAGACAUUACAUACCGAAGUAGAGGCUCUUAAAAAGCAAUCCGAAGGGUUCCUCAUGGAAUACGAUCGUCUCUUGGAAGACAAUCAGAAUCUUCGGAGUCAGUUGGAGACGAUGGAUCAGAGCUCUUUGCAUCUUGAUAACAAAAAGAGCACAUGAGGGUUAAUUAAAAUAUCUAGACAAAAACAGUUUUUUCUUUGUUUUAACUUCUGUUAUAGUGUUUUACAUGUUUGCUGAAUGAGUUCACAGUUGUAAAUUCUAAGCUUCUAAAAACAGGUAUGCGGAUUGAGUAAACUUAUUGUUAUUUAAGCAGCUAGCUCAUAUAUAUUGUUAUAAAGGAACUGAUUGUCAUGGCCUUAGGUUGAUUUUGAAAUAUUCAUAGUUUUGAUGUAACUCUGCAUCAUUGGGUAAACUUUGAAAAUCUGCAAAUACAUUUGACUUAAA
Messenger RNA from Cicer arietinum (chickpea), 1071 nucleotides. RefSeq lists its product as uncharacterized. Gene Ontology annotation, cellular component: endoplasmic reticulum; endoplasmic reticulum membrane. Gene Ontology annotation, biological process: intracellular protein transport; endoplasmic reticulum to Golgi vesicle-mediated transport. The record is from RefSeq and is a predicted model, not a curated record. NCBI's taxonomy places the organism in Eukaryota, Viridiplantae, Streptophyta, Magnoliopsida, Fabales, Fabaceae.